Triticum urartu is the source of this 4486-nucleotide messenger RNA. The record is from RefSeq and is a predicted model, not a curated record. Lineage: Eukaryota; Viridiplantae; Streptophyta; Magnoliopsida; Poales; Poaceae.
AUAAGCAGCUUGUAGUCUCUCUCAGAAGACUCGGCACGCCAUCGCAGCUCGUUGCCUCUGUUGAAUUUUCUGCAUGCCCAGCCAUAGCCUUGCAUUUUUUUUACCCAAGCAGAGGAGGGGGACGGCUUUAGCACCUAGUGUUUGCUUCUUCUUGGUAUCCCACCGGUGCUUCAUUUGCUCUAUUGCUUGUCUCCAAUAGCUUGUCAUUGGCUUUGGUAAGGCAUAAGGAAAUCAAGCAGAGAAUUUGAAGACUAUUUUCAUUCUAUUCUCUCCAAUUAAUCAGCUUGUAAUUAGAUAUAUUCCCAUUAGGACUGGGCGGUGAUGACUGCUACCAGUAAAUUAAUGUUAGUGGGCUGUGACAAAUGCUACUAGUAAAUUACUACACAACAAUGACACUAAGCAACUUUCUAUAGUCUCUUUCAGAAGACUCGGCACGCCAUCGCAGCUCGCUACCUUUGUUGAAUUUUCUGCACGUCCAGCCAUAGCCUGCAUGUUUUUACCCAAGCAGAGGAGGGAAGCUGCUUUAGCACCUAGUGUUGUAUGGUAUCCAGCCAGUCUUCAUUUGCUCUUGCUUGUCUCCGCCUCUCGAGUACGCUACUAAUUGGCCUGGUAAAGCAUUAGAGAAAAAAAAUCAAGAGGAUCCGAAGAUUUCAUUUGGUCCUUCUAUUCUCUCCAAGGAAGUUUUGUCUUGGUCACGUUUGUUCAUUCCUUUCGUCUUGGUCCGCUGAUCAAUUAUUCAAGCAGGAUCCAACGAGUGAUCCGGUGGAGAGAGGAAACAGUUUAUGCUAACACACACCGUAUCCAGGUCUAACAGCUCUGCAGUAGCAUGGUCAAUUACUCUCUGGGUGAUUAAUCAUCCAUCAUCUAUGUUCUGCGCUCAGCCUUGCUAGAUCUUAAUGACCAUCAAAGCAAACUGGCUCUUCAAGAUGAUAAAUAUUGAUCUUCGUUAUUGACAGGUUUUUCCUUGUUGGAAGACUGCUUCGUAAGCUUUCUGUUUUGUCAUUCUCCGAAACAAGUCGCCCUGGUGUUUUUGUUGGAUAUCUGGUGCUGAGUUUGUCUGCUUGAUGGCAACCAUACUAGAAUGUUUGCUUAGAUCAUGUGCCACUAAGUUGCAAAAUAUCAUUACCAAUGAGGUGAUACUGAUCCUAGGAGUGGAAAAAGAACUCACAAAAGUAUUGCGACGAGUAGAAUUAAUAGAGUGUUGUAUAUAUGAUGCUGAGAAAAGGACAAAAGAGCUAGCAGUUAACAGUUGGCUUGGUCAACUGAGAGAUGUUAUAUAUGAAGCUGAUGAAAUCUUGGACGUGGUUAGAUGUAAAGGAAGCAAGCUACUUCCUGAACAUCCUUCAUCAUCGUCAAACAAAUCAGCUGCACAUAAAGUCCUUUCAGUUUCCUCUAGCUUCCGUAACAUCGUGCCACGUCAUGAUGUUGCUGUUCGGAUUAGAGCACUCAACAAGAAGAUAGAGCACAUUACAAAGGACAAGAUAUUCUUAACAUUCAAUAGUAAUACACAACCUACUGGAAAUGCUCCAACAUCUAAACUGAUAAGAAGUUCUGACCUUGUUGAGCCUAACCUUGUGGGAAAGGAGAUCUUAUAUUCUAGCAGGAAGUUGGUGGACUUAGUGCUUGCACACAAGGAAAGUAAGUCUUACAAGCUCGCUAUUGUUGGAACCGGAGGAGUUGGUAAGACGACACUAGCUCAAAAGAUAUACAAUGACCCAAAAAUAAAAGGAAGCUUCAAGAAGCAUGCAUGGAUUUGUGUUUCGAAAGACUACGAUGAAAUUGGUCUUUUGAAAGAGGUUCUUCGUAAUACUGGUGUGCAUCGUAAGCAAGGUGAAACCAAAGCAGAGUUGCAGAGAAAGCUUGCAGAAACAAUGAAAGGCAAGAGUUUCUUUCUCGUUCUCGAUGAUGUGUGGCGGUCCAAUGUGUGGGUGGAUUUACUAAGAAUUUCAUUACAUGAAACAGUUGCUGGAGUAAUAUUGGUAACCACACGAGAUGAUCAAAUUGCCAAGAGAAUAGGUGUAGAGCAUACCCAUCGAGUUGAUCUCAUGUCAGCAGAGGUGGGGUGGGAGCUACUUUGGAAGAGCAUGCACAUUGAUGACGAGAAAAAAGUGCAGAAUUUAAGAAACAUUGGGAUUGAAAUUGUUCGUAAAUGUGGUUGCCUUCCGCUUGCAAUCAAGGUUACAGCCAGUGCUUUGGCAUGCAAAGAUAGUACAGAGAAUGAGUGGAAAAGGUUUUUGGGCAGAUAUGUUGGCUCCCAGGACAUGCUCUCUGAUGAAAUAGAAGGAGCUCUGUAUCUUAGCUACGAUGACUUACCACAUCAUCUGAAGCAGUGUUUCCUCUAUUGUGGUUUGUAUGUUGAAGAUUCUACCAUUCUCCGUCGUGUAAUUACCAGGUUAUGGAUUGCUGAAGGCUUCGUUGAGGAGCAACAAGGCCAAGUAUUAGAAGACACAGCAGAAGAUUACUACUAUGAGCUAAUCCAUCGUAACCUCCUCCAACCAGAUAAGAAUAAUUUUGACUUGGCUGGAUGCAAAAUGCAUGAUCUCUUAAGACAACUUGCUUGUAAUAUAUCAAGAGAAGAAUGUUUUGUUGGAGAUAUUGAAUCAUUAAGGGGUGAAGAUAUGUCAAAACUGCGACGUGUCACUGUUGUACCUAAGAAGGAUAUGCUAGUGUUGCCUAGCAUGGAUAAGGUAAAAGUUAAGUUGAGGACUUUCAUAACUAUUCGUGGUCCACAUAGAAUUGAGGAUACAUUGUUCAAGAGAUUUCUGCUUCUUCGUGUUUUGGUACUGAAUUACUCUCUUGUGCAAAGCUUUCCGGAUUAUAUAGGAGAACUGAUACAUCUACGCCUACUUGAUUUAGAUUAUACUGGCAUAUCUUGUCUUCCAGAAUCCAUUGGCUCCCUAAAAAACCUCCAAGUUCUUAGCUUGAGACACUGUAAAGCUCUGCACAGUCUUCCGUUGGCGAUGACCCAAUUGUGCAAUUUAAGAUGCUUUUUUCUUAUUGGUGCAGACAUAAAUCAUGUUCCAAAAGGGAUAGGAAAAUUGAAGUUUCUCAAUGCUUUACAAGGAUUUCCUGUUGGUAAUGGAAGUGAUAAUGCUGAUGUACAAGAUGGAUGGGAGUUGGAAGAAUUGUCUUUAGUGUCCCAGAUGAGGAGUCUUAAUCUGAAUAGAUUGAAAAAUGCGGCACAUUGUACUUCAAAUACAGUGCUCGCGGACAAAAAACAUCUAAAAGUUUUGACACUAGAGUGGACUGAACAAAGAGAGGAAGAAUAUCAAGAAGAAGACAUUUGCAAUGCUGAGAGUGUCUUUGAGCAGCUAAUACCUCCACGCAAUUUGGAACAAUUAUUUAUUAGAUUAUACUUUGGUCGGCGGUACCCCACCUGGUUUGGUACCACCUAUUUGUGUUCACUCGUACACUUGGCCAUCAGAUAUUCACAAUCGUGUGUGGAUCUUCCACCGCUUGGGCAGCUACCAAACUUGAAAUAUCUGUUAAUUGUUGGAUCAUAUGCACUUACCAAGGUCGGACCUGAAUUUGUUGGUUACAGGAAUCGUGAUCCCAUAUGCAGUGAGUUAGUUGCUUUUCCUAAACUUGAAUGGUUGAUCAUCAGGGAUAUGCCCAACUGGGAGGAGUGGUCUUUUUUUGAAGAAGUAGAAGAAUUUGCUGUCGAUGAAGGGAGAGAGGAUGGAGCUGUUGAGACUCGUCCAGAGGAUGCCCAAUCUGCAAGGUUGUCACUGCUGCCUCGUUUGGUGCUGUUGAGACUCGAAAAUUGCCCGAGGCUGAGGACUCUCCCGCGGCAGCUUGGAGAGGACACCACCAACUUGAAGAUGCUCAAAUUAAUUGGAGCAAACAACUUGAAGGCUGUCGAAGAUUUCCCACACCUCGCCGACCUCCUCCUUAUUGAGAAAUGUGAAGGCAUGGAGAGGAUCUCCAACCUCCCUCAAGUGACGAAACUGCAUGUCCAUGGUUGUCCAAACUUAAGCCAUGUAGAGGGGCUGGGAAGUUUGCAACAGCUAUGGCUGGGUGAGGAUAUGCAAGAGGUCUCUUCCCGCUGGGUGCCUGGGCUUCAAGAGCACCACCAGCGACUUCAUGGGGAAGCCCUGGAUGUCUACACGUUGUCUACCAGUUAGAAGGCAAUGAAAGCAUAAGCCUGGACUGAUGCCACAGUUCGCCUUGACGGGCAACAUACUAAGCCUGUCGACGGUGAAGACGUGCAAGCACCCUGAUCUACUGCAAACUGGUGAAGGAAGCGUCAUGUUUCUUUCUCUUAGGGCAAGUGCCCUGCAACGUAUCGAAUUUGGUCUUGUAUUUUUUUUCCUGAACUUGAGAUGGAGACCUUUGCUGUACUGGAGAUGUUACGCACGAUUGAUGUGUAUCCCACGGAUUUCCUUUUAUUUCUUUCUGAACUUGGGGCCGGAGGCCUCUGCUGUACUGAACCUGUAUUGAAUGUAACAGAUGAUUUCCAUUUUGGCAUGAUUGAAUGCUUUGAGUA